CGCCCCCCGCAGCGCUUUCGGGGCACGGACGGCGCGGAGCCGGCGGCGGAGCAGGCGAGGCCGGCCAAGGCGGAGGAGGCCAAGGAGAGAGCGGCGAAGCCCGAGGAGGCCCGGGAGGAGGGGCCGCCGAAGUACACCAAGUCCAUUCUGAAGAAGGGCGACAAAAUCAACUUCCCGAAGAAGGGAGACACCGUGCACUGCUGGUACACGGGGAAGCUCCAGGACGGGACAGUCUUUGACACCAACGUUCAAACAGGUUCAAAGAAGAAAAAAGCUGCCAAGCCUUUAAGUUUCAAAGUUGGCAUAGGAAAAGUUAUCAGAGGCUGGGAUGAAGCUCUCUUGACGAUGAGCAAAGGAGAGAAGGCUCAACUGGAAAUUGAACCCGAGUGGGCGUACGGCAAGAAAGGGCAGCCUGAUGCAAAGAUUCCACCAAACGCAAAACUUUUCUUUGAAGUGGAAUUGGUGGAUAUUGAAUGAAGUGAAGAUUUUCCUUGCUGCUGGGAAUCCAUUUGAGCAAGAAAGCUUCUGACAGCUGCAGUUUUGCUCUUGUAACUUCAGGAUAUAACUACAACUGUGGCCUUGUAUCGAAAUCAAGUUUGUUUCCCCCAACUGCUGUACAGUAACAUACCACUAAAGAAAACGUUGUUUAUACUUGCAACUGAUUUUACUCUUGUGUACGCUUACCUUAAAACUUCUCUUAGUAUGGGGGGAGGGGAGGUGCAUGAGUGUCAAGUAAAACUGCUGAAGGAG
Molecule: messenger RNA, 750 nt
Organism: Oxyura jamaicensis (ruddy duck)
Lineage: Eukaryota; Metazoa; Chordata; Aves; Anseriformes; Anatidae
Gene: FKBP3
Product: FKBP prolyl isomerase 3
Exons: 5
Molecular function (GO): peptidyl-prolyl cis-trans isomerase activity
Source: RefSeq, a predicted model, not a curated record